GCUUGUUCAAAAUGGCGGCUCGUGAACAGAUCUCGUUCAGAUCAAAGCCUUCUUCUAUCCUUACCUGAUCUCAGAAUUUUAUAUAUUUCGUAAAGAGAACUAAUUGAAAUGGAGCUUAAGGCAUUUGUUGAGAAAUGUAAAGAUGAAGGACAUUUCAUAGAGAUUUUUAACAGUGGAAAUCACGACAGACUCUGUUGGAAUGGCGGUGCGAAACAAGAAGACUUGACAAUUUCUUUGUCCCAUCACUAUGACAGGAUGGCGGCUGAUGACCAAUUUGAAGCCAGCAUCGAAAAGACGUGGACUGAUCUUAAGGAGAAAAAUCCCUUCCUUUUCAACGGCUCCAAAUUUCGUCUUCAUGGCGUAAGGAACGAAGCCGGAGAUUCACUGUCUCUUCUGUUAGGACAAACUUGUUAUAGAGAUUAUGUUUGUACAAACAUGAACGACAAGCACUGGGGAUUUUUAAGAGACUAUGGCAAACGUGAAUACGCCAACGAACAUGCAUGUUUUUCUGAUGCAUUGGGUGUUGGUUCUGUCGUGGAAACAAGUGACAGUAAGUUAAUUUUUAUUAGAAGAAGCCAUCAAGUUUAUGAAGAUCCAGGUCAUUUAGAUACCCCAGGAGGACACGCAGAACCCAGUGUAAGCACUUAACCAGUAAAAAAUAAAAUGAUACUUAUUUAAUUUAAAUCCACUAGUCUUUUAUUGCAAAUACUGCAAUCCUAUUGGUUACAAUAUUCACAUUAGAAUCUAUUCCAUCGAGUAGUCUAGUGCCCGGCAAAACGCACGCUUUUCUUUAAUGCAACAUCUCGCUACAUUGUUGACCGCAAUGUGUUGCACAUGUUUUUCCACCCUGUAGCAACAUGUUUCAAGAUGUUGGAUGAUGUUGGAUCGAGUUUGAAAAUGGUCAAACUAUUGUUGCAACAUUUUUGUUGUCACAGAGCGAUCCAACAAUGAUGCAAGAUGUUGCGUUGAAAUGUUGAGUGCUUUUGACAGGGCCUUUACACUUUGUUUGUGAACAGUAAUCCGUCAGGCCAUUCAAAAUUUAUGAAUUUAAGUAAAUUUCUAUGUUGCAAAAGUGAAACUUUAAAAGCAAUUCAAAGAAGCUACUAGCAUCAUUCUCAACCUUGGAUGUUUUUGGACCUCACCUUCAUAAUGUUGGCUAAAACAUUUUAAAAUUGCUUUCAGGAAGUUAAACAGACCAAUAAACAAACUGAGAAUACAAGUGUGGUUGAUAUUGAAGAUAUGGAUGGCAAGGCAGUGGUGUAUGAGUUGUUUCAUUCUAUUGUACGGGAAGUCAGAGAUGAAGUAAGUUUUAUAUCAAAUAUAUAUGCUUUCUCAUUUCCCACCUUAUGGAAAUCUUCUGCUACACAUUAAUAAUGUGUGGAUGAGACUUUCCUAAUUUAAGUUAUGCCUGAUGAGUUAAUUUUUGUGACACUGACCACAAUGUGCUGACACUUAUCCAUAGGGUUUCUACACCAUAAAGAUGAGGGUUGGCCCCACUAUUUCACUACAAUUUCUUGGCAGUAUGUUGUUUUGAGGGGGAAACAAUGGCCCAGUGUUUAGCUUGUUGGACACCAGAGCAAGGGGUCUGGGCCUAAGCACUGGCUGAAUCACUGUGUUAUGUUCUUGGGCAGGCUUGGCUUCAUAUACUUGAUCUUGUUGGUAUCAGCUCUGAAGAUAAAAUGUGGAAGUAAUGAAUACAACAAAUUGAUCCUGGGUAACAUCUCAGUUUGAUAAAUCAAGAUCCUUUCCAGAUGAAUUUCUGGUAGACAACUUUGCCUGGUAUCUAGAGAAAAGGAUCACAGACACAAGUAAUCACCUUUGAAUAACAAGAUACUGAUCUUAGUCUCAAGAUCCUUUAAUUAACAACAUAUUUUUAAACUCAUAUUCAAUAUAGGUCAAUAUUCCAGAAGAAUAUAUCAGCUGGCCACUUUUGACUGGAAUUUACCGUAAUCACCGCACUGGACAGAAACCUGGGGCUUGUUUUAGGAUCAGGUCUCUGUUUUUACUUUUUGUCUGUCUGAAAGGCCUAUCAUCAAAUCUUAAAUUGUCCUACUUGGUGAUUCAUUCAAACCAUGCUGAUAUUAAUACUUGUUUAUAAUAAUCAGUGAAAUCUAGAAAGAAAACUGAACAAAACAAUAGCAGAUGAAAUUUACCAAUCACAAGGGAGCAUCAUGCUGAGAAAACUGGGAGAUAUAUAGUUAAAACUGUAGCCCUGAUGAAGAGCAGCAGUCUACAGCUAAGAAAAUCCUCAUAUUAAACUAGAUGGCACAGUAUGGUUCAUCAAAUUAUUAUUUUAAACUAGUUAAUUAAUAUCAUACUUUCCCACUGCAAAAAAACUACAAGGUUACUUACACUAAAAUUCACUAAAAUAUGUUUUACCUGCCAUUUUUUUCUUGAAGAUGCUCUCUCAAAGGCGAGAAAAUCCAUGAGUUUUAUCGCAAGGGUGGACCAGAGGCUUAUGAAUCAUCCCAACUGCUGUUGGUGGACUUAGCUGUAAGUUUCUUUCAGUUCUAAAUUGGGUCAGUGCAGAGUGCCAUCUUGGCCAUUGUUUGCAUUCUCUAAAUGCAUUUUAAUCUUUGUUAUUGUUGGUUACAGGAAUUCCAGAGGGGCAUGUCGUCUUCUAAAGUCAAGGAACUGUUCAAAGAUCUCACUCCAGGAUGCAAAGCAUGUCUGUAUUUUUAUUUCAACCUACAAACUAACUUUACUGUAUGAAAAGCCCCGCGCAGCAAGUAUUCUGGAAGAUUAGCAGACACUACACUUUCAUUAUGAAGGCUAUUAGUGGGACAUGCAACACUGAAGGCGAAAUUACUAAUUUUGACAGUGAAUUUAAGAAAGACGAUCUUCCUUCCAGAUUAGUUUUAAUAUAUUUAUGAGAAAAUAAGAAACUGUUUUUAACAAAUAUAUUGAUGGCUGUUUUGAAAUAGAAAUGGAAUGUAAUGGACUUACGGAAGAUAUGUGGUUAUGGUUUGUUCUCGUCUACAAUUUUGGCAGUUUUAAAGGGUC
Molecule: messenger RNA, 3003 nt
Organism: Pocillopora meandrina
Lineage: Eukaryota; Metazoa; Cnidaria; Anthozoa; Scleractinia; Pocilloporidae
Source: the annotation of a GenBank genome assembly